Molecule: messenger RNA, 591 nt
Organism: Homarus americanus (American lobster)
Lineage: Eukaryota; Metazoa; Arthropoda; Malacostraca; Decapoda; Nephropidae
Exons: 5
Coding region: 178-576 (132 amino acids)
Source: RefSeq, a predicted model, not a curated record
UGUCAUCAUGUCCAGGUGUCCAGGUUAUAAAGGCUCUCUUGGAUGGGUGUACGUAUCCCAGUGUUGUUCAGUACCUGGCUUGUAGGGAUGUUUACACCAUCGCCCCACAUGUACCAGCUAUAUUAGUGGAUCGAGACCUCAUGAAUUCUCUCAUAUGUAACUGGAGGACUUUCCUUGAUGAUUUCUCAAGGCAUCAGACUACCAAAUACUGUGUUAACGAAUGGUGAACGAAUUACUGUACUUGGUAUAAUGUUAUCUGUCCUGAAGGUUUUGUUAGCAGAAAAUCAGCCAUACAGAGACUUCAACUUAUCACAGCUGAGAGACAUUGAUGCUCUUGACAAAAUCCUCUUUAUGUGCAAGGAACUGGAAUUAACAGCGGGGUCCCUUGACUGUAUUUGCUCAGCAGACCUUGUGGUGAGUGUGGUAACUGGACUUGUAGGUGGACCAGGACCAAUCUCUUGGAGGAACGUUGGCUUGGGGUUGUCUGCCCAGGAAUCCUAUUCAUCUGGAUUCUGUUCUGUACCUUCAGCAAUUGGCAUGACAACCACUCUACUGGUAUUACAUCUUUUGGGAUAGCCUCCAGUUGUGCGU